Molecule: messenger RNA, 910 nt
Organism: Lycium ferocissimum
Lineage: Eukaryota; Viridiplantae; Streptophyta; Magnoliopsida; Solanales; Solanaceae
Product: glutathione S-transferase T1-like
Exons: 7
Coding region: 1-750 (249 amino acids)
Source: RefSeq, a predicted model, not a curated record
AUGGCUGACCAGUUCACUCGGAGGCGUUCACUGGCGGGGGUUCACUUGGGGAAGAAGAAAGGGUUAAAUGAGAUAGACUUUGAGGAGGUCACCAUAAGUCUCUCCAAACGCCAACAAUUGUCUCCUGAAUUUGAAGAAAUUAACCCCAUCAGGCAAAUACCAGCUAUAAUGGAUGGAAGAUUUAAGCUUUCCGAAAGUCAUGCAAUACUUAGAUACCUGGCUUGGGCAUUUCCAGGAAUUGCAGAUCAUUGGUAUCCAGCUGACUUAUACAAAAGGGCAAAGGUUGAAUCUGUGUUGGAUUGGCAUCGUACUACCUUCCCUCGCGGUCCAGCUUCAUAUGUGUUUUAUUCUGUUCUUGCUCCUGCGGUUGGGUUGCCUUUGAAUACAAAAGCAGCAGCAAGAACUGAAAAGAACCUUAUAGCAUCUAUUGCAACGAUCGAGUCUGUUUGGCUCCAGAAAAAAGGACGGUUUUUGCUUGGGAAUGACCAACCUUCAAUUGCAGAUCUUAGCUUAGCGUGUGAGAUUAUGAACCUUGAGGUUGUGGAUGAGAAGGAUCGUGAGCGGAUAUUAGGUCCAUUCAAAAGAGUUCAGAAGUGGCUUGAUGACACGAAAAGUGCCAUGGCGCCUCAUUUCGAAGAAGUGCAUUCAAUCCUCCCCGAAGCUAAAGAGAAGUUGCAAAAGCGAAGAAAUGAUGGGGGAAAUAGAAUUACUCAACCGAGCAGAAAACCUGACCUGCUUUCGAAGAUGUGAAAAAGCAGUUAGGAAACAAGACACUGCAUUAUGCUCCCAGCAUCGUGGAUACCUAUUUCUUGUAAACUUUCUAUUGAAGCUGAUCAGGAGGAGAAUUCUGAUCCGAGCUUUCCCUUUUCAUUUUAUAUAUCAAUUUAUAUUCAUAAAAUAAGUGCACAGU